Schistosoma curassoni is the source of this 5743-nucleotide messenger RNA. NCBI's taxonomy places the organism in Eukaryota, Metazoa, Platyhelminthes, Trematoda, Strigeidida, Schistosomatidae. The record is from the annotation of a GenBank genome assembly.
AUUCGACCUUGGUUGUGUAUAUGAAAGUGUGCGUUUCGAAAUGGCUUGCUCUCUCGGUCUGAAAAAGUGCUUAUCCGUCUGUGGUAAUCAUGAUGAAGAACUUCUGUUAUCUACUCUGUCAAGCGUUAGAGCGGAACUACAACAUGGCUUCAAGUACUAUUCUCAGGUUGGUAAUCUUGAUACUUUGUCCAAAGAGCAUGUGCGACGCUUUGUCAAAAAGAUGUCUGGAUUCUUGGAUCUGUCUGAAUCUCUUUGUCAUGAAAUUUUAGUUCAUUUUCUUGCUGUUGAAGAUAUUCCGGAUGAUCACAUAGAUGAGGUGCUUUCAGGUUGGUCAGCAAAUUGCCUCUUGGAAGACGUUCGACGGUUCUACUGGAAAGAUCGCAUAUGUCUAAUUAGACUUCUGAAGCUAUGCGUUUGCCAAUGGCACGAUUCUUGGUCACUGGUUUCCGAUGUUCUUUUUGCAAUGACAUCAUACGAAAGCUGCAGGGAUUUGGUUGUUGAUGCUUUAGAUGAAUAUCACAUUCAGCACCAAAAUACAUGCUCUUUAAUUGAAAGUUGGAGUCAUUCAUCUUCAGGUUUUGUUUCAAAUCGUAACACAGUUGGAGCUGAUGAAUCGAAUCAAUUUGGUGUGAUUGCUGCCCAAAAACUAAAGGAGUUAAUUGAACUGCUUGAACUUAUCCUUCUAGGCGUUCAUGGUCUUUGUCUUAAUGGUACGAAUAAAAAUUCUCCUGUUGUGUUUAAGAAAGUGUUGGAGACGUUCUGGUCUAUUUCCUUCGGAUCGUCUCUCAAAAAUCUUAGGACAAAUAAUUUGAUGGUGGACCAAAUUUGUUUCACACAGACACUUAUUCUUAUUCGAGCAGCGAAUUUGGAUUCUAUAGUUUUGUUUUCGAAUCAGUCACUCGAUGACUUCGCAUUGCCCUACCGCAGGUUGAAAAAUUCCAAUGUUGCAUCUAAAUCAAAAUUGGCUUCAGAAAUUACCACUAGUUCAAAAGAUGAAGUACCCACUCACUUCUUAUACGAUUCUAAUUUACUAAAUCGACUGCUAGCUAGUUUAUCGAACCUUGGGGAGUAUCAGGUGCACGGGCCAUUGUUGUUAUUUGGUGCAGUUUGUGCAAUUGCUUUCACUCAUUCGGGGUCAGUUUCUCGUAACUCAUCGGAUCCGAGUCCUGACUCAACCUACGAACUUUCUGAUUACUCGAAGUCACAAAAUUUUGACGAGAAUAUAUCUGUUAUUUCUGAACAUUGUGCUCAAAUAUCGAUCCAGAACCUCGAUGUAUUUCGAUUUUUAGUUGGGAGAUUAGAUCGUAUUGAUUUCAGUCCACCCCAGGUCUCGCAUAUGGAUUGCAAUGUUUCUGUCCCAUAUAGUGAGUUUAAUGCUAGUCUCGUUAGCUUGGCUACUCAUAGCGCCAUAUUUGAUCUGGUUACGCUCCUAGCACGAGGUGUCACAUUAUGGUCGUUGGAUAGCAAUCCCCCUCCUACUUCACAGUUAUUUGAUUCUCUUGAUUAUCCAAACAGAGAUGGAUUUCUUACUUUGUUCUCACGAACUCUUCGAGUUGUUGUAACUAAUGCCCAUUUGGUUCGUUGUCCAAUGUCUAAGGGAAUUCCGGACACUUCAGAUGAUGUUCCAGAUUUUCCAGUGGAUAGUGGCCCGAGAAUUGGCUGUCGGAUUUUCGGACUCAUUGAAUCGCUUAUAGAAAGUUUUCCGUAUGAUCUAAGCGUACUUCGUUUCUAUACAAGUUUGCUUGUUCCUUCAAGCAGUACUAAAAUUAAAUCUGGAUCUAUCGACCUAGUUAAUCAUGUCAAAGAAUUUAUAAGUCGUGUUCCAUACCUCGCUGAACCACUGACUGAAUCAUUAUUAAAAAACUUGUCUCCACGAAAUGCGUCAUUAUACCCACAGCUUACCAGUAAUAUCGAGAAGAAAUUAUACAUGCAGGUUGUUUUAAAUAAACCACGAACGGUCAUGACUGUCAAUUCAAAAAUAACCUCAUCAUCUACCAGUUUACCUGAGAGGAAUAAUAUCUUCUCAGGAGUCUACCUGGUAUCAGGGACACAAGGUUAUGUUGAUCAAGAUUUAGGUCUUGUUGUAUGGCGUAUUGAAUAUUCUUUGUGGCACGUAAUUGGCAAUGAGAUUUAUUUAGCUGAAUUGGCACUUAACGAUUUUCAUAAAUCUAUUGCUUCAUCUAAGGAUAAAUAUGAAGCUCGUGUAAUAUUAAAUACUACGUCAUAUGAUUCUGAUUUACUUCAAACUCAAGCUGAAUUUUAUGCUCAAUUUUAUACUAGGUUAACACGAUUGUUGGAUCUCCUUGAGUUUAUAUCCGCUUGUUUCAAGUGUGAUUUGUAUAUUUCUCAAUGUUUAAUAUCAAUUGAAUAUAUUUGGAUGAUAAUUUUACGUUAUUUAAAUAUUAUACCAUCUGACCAAGUCAAUUUAAUUGUUCAAUAUAUCACUAAUAACAUAUCAUCAUCGUCAUUCAUUAAAAUACAUCGAAAUUUUUAUGGAAAAAUUAAAUCUUCAAAUGAAAUAAUAACAAAUCGUAAUUCAAUUGAUGAAUUAAUUAUUCAUUCAUUAUUACCUAAUUUAUUGUGUUUAAUUGGACAUUCGUUAUUAAAUUUACCUACAUUAAGAUCAAAGCAGUUAAUUAUGGAAAAUAUUAAUCUAUUGACUAGUGUAUUAAAUAAUAGUCAUAGUAUUAUACCACGUAUGGUUAUUAAUCAGAAUAGUCAAAACUCACAACUAACAUUUGGACUUAAUUCUUGUUAUUUAAUUAACACUAUUCUUAAUUAUAAUUCAUCGGAACCAAUUAAUUUUUUAAAUUUUCACCAAGUAACAUCAUUACAUCAUUAUUCAACAAAUGAAUAUCAAUUACUUAUUUCAUAUAUUAAUUUUAUAUCUGGAUUAUUUUUCUUUAUUCGAUGGGCAUAUUCUAAUUCAGAAUUUAUUAUUGAAAAUAUUCAUAUUGAUAUUAUACCAUUAUAUAUUGAAUGUUCUGAAUUAAUUCAUGGAUGUCUUGUAUUUAUUAUUCAAUAUCUUAUGAUAAUGUGCUCACAAGUAGAUUAUUGUAAUGAAAAUUUCAAUAUUCAUUCUAUUAAUAAUGGGUUAAUUCAAAAAAAUCUUUUAUUAAAAGUAGAUUUUGAUCAAUUAGCUAAUUUAGCCGAACAUUGUUUCAUGUUAUUAACCGAUGUAUUAACAACUCGUACAUCGGAACAAGAUAUACAAAUUUUACGAAUGAUUUUAAAACAACUUAAACAAGAAUCUUCAUCAUCUUCAACAUCAUUGUUUCAUUUAUUUCCUAAAUUCAUAUCUGAAGAAAAUCAUUGGCCUAUAACUUAUCAAUGUAUCACAUUACAUUUAUUACUCAAUGAUACACGUUCAUUAAAUGCUUUAAUAGCAUUCUCAUCAAUUCACCAAAGUAUUUUAUUGAGACAAACAGAAACCAUUGAAUACGGUUUCCCUAUGUCAGUCUACUUGAAUAAUUGUGAUAUUUCAAGGAAAACAAUUCUAGUGGAUAAUAGUAGUUCACCAACUGUAAGAGCUGUUUGGUUAUCGCUUACAUUAGUUCAUCAUUUACUUAACUUAGAAAAUAAAUUAAUGAUUGAACCAGACAAUUCGAAUUCAACACCUCCUCUAUUGACCAGUUUGCAGUGUUAUUCUAAUUCAUUCACUGGGGAUCAUUACAUCACCACCUUAUUCUCUUAUCUUCGGUAUUCGUUUAGUGUUGGAAUUUCUCGUUUGGUUGUUGCAUUACUAAAGUGGAUAACACAGUAUUCAUCUGUUGAUAUUACAAAUUAUUUGGGCAAUGAGUCAAAUCAAAUACGUACAUCUUCCCUGAAGAGAUUAGUGUCCACUACAGAAGAUCAAUUGGUACGUGUUGGAUUGUAUGAUUUAUUAUCAGAGACAGUAUUAAAUAGUGAAAAAUACGGACUUAUUAGUUCACGAUUGCCAGUUGGGCUAUUACGUUUACUUUUAACAGAUGGAACUAUUAUAGGUUCAGAUAUGGAGUUGAAUAGAACGAUGGCUACUAAAUCCAAAGAAAUUUCAAAUUCUGAUUGUUUGGAUUGUGUAAUAGAUACACUUAAGGAACUUCAGAUUAAAUCUUUCCAGAAACAGUUUGACGAUAAUGAAAAUACUAAUAAUAAUCAGUUAUCAACUGUGUUGUUUUGGAGUGUGACGAAAUUUAUCUCAUCUCUUUAUCUCCUAAAUAUUCAACCAUGCAUUGUAAAUUUAAAACAAAGGUGUGACUUUUGGAAAACUCUGACUGAUCCUUUCUUCACUUUUUUAAGAUUACAAGAAUCCGAAAAGGAACCAUUAUCAGAUAUUGAAAAUGAACUCUGUGGAGAUGUUGUCAGUAUUUUAGCGUUAGAACUCUACAAUAAGACAAGCUAUACAACAAAUGAUGAGAGUUUUAAAUCGUUUACAUCAGUUAUGGAUUAUUUUGUGAAGAAUAAUUUGUAUAAUUUAUGGUUUAAGUUAACUCGUAAAUGUUUACAUAAAAUAUUAUCGUCCAGUGAAUCGGAAGAUGUAUCUGUAGAAUAUCUUCAAUCUCGGCUAACAUCUCUACACAAUGUAACAUGUCGUUGGAAAUGUUUAUUAUUGUUAAACUACAAUGAUGACAAUGUCGAUGAUAAUAAUUUUGAUAGUAAUGGUAGUAACUCCAAUAGAAACCAAUUAAUGAAUUCAAGAAAGCAAUCAAAAGAUAAUUUUACUACAAUACCUUUAUCGAUUUUGAAUGAUUUAAUUGAGUGUUUCAAUCUAUUGCGUGAUCUACCGCCGAUUCAGUCAACUUUUGAUUUAGGAAAUCAAUUAGCUACAAUACUCAAUACAACUUUAGUGUAUUUAUAUAAAACUUAUAAUACGUCAAAGAAAAACACACCAAUCGAAGAAUUAUCAACGAAUGAUUUGGCUAAUUAUUUAACAAAACUGAAUGAUCUCUUGUCAAGUUUCCAACUGGCUAUAGAUUUCCAAAUUCAGCAUAUGCAUUCAGAUUUACUAGCCAGUACUUACACACUGUUCAGUUGGUAUGAUUCGAAAAGAUUAAAUGAAAAAACCACAGAUGAUAAGUUUGAACUACUUCAAUCUUCUUUAUUCAAUAAUGCAAUUCGCUUUUUAAGCCAACUCACACGUAAUCCUAACAUAAGUAAAAUUGAAGAAUCUGUAAGUUCAACAAGUGAUGUAUUCACUAUAUUUUUCCAUAAUAAUGUUUAUAUGAAAUGUUCCCGCGCAUCUUUGGGAUGCGUUACUCUCUCUUUGGAUGUUAAACGUUGCUUCAGGAUUAGUCUGUGUUAACGUGUAAACAGUUUAUAUGGAAUGAAGUAGUUGAUGGUGUUGAGCACUUUAUUUGUCUUUAAAGUCUUAUCAGCUUUGGUGGGUCAGUGGCUGACGCAAUCUCGCACCGGGUUCAAAAUUCUCAAUUGGGUUUGUCAACUUACAUCACCUGUCGUAUAGGCGAGAUAUCUGAUUUUUAGAUAAAACUGAUAUAGUGGGUGUAGCGGUGCGAAAGUAACUUUUGCGGUAGUUAUACGAUGGAUUAUUGUAUAUAUUUUCAUUGUAUAAACAUUAGGCUCUUUAAGUAUAUUUUUAUAUUCUCCUAUUUUUAAUUUUUCGUUUGAUCUAUAAAUUGCCGUCACAUGUCUUAUUGCUUCAAAUUUAUCGUCAUUUAAUUAUUUAUUUUUACAGGGUGAUAAUAAUACUGAUAAUAAACUGAUGAUAUACAUGGUGACGGUGAGGUUAAAUAAACAAAGGUAUUAG